GUGCAGGGAAAACCCAUGCGCGCUCGCGUGUGCCCCCGCCGACGGCCAGUAACCGCAGCGCGCCUCGCACCCCGCGGAGCCGGCCGCUCGCUGCUGAUAGCAGUGGGGUAGCUUUAUCGUCACCUGCCCUCUACGUGUACCUGCACGCGUCUACGCCGCCGCAGACUGCAAUAUAGCUGGCUACAGCCGCCUUCAAUCUGUCCACCAACCGUCCGUCACUUCCCUUCCCGUGACCAUGUCUCUCCCCGCCAACGCCCACGUUUCCACCCACCCAUGCUUGCAGGCCAAGCUCUCACAGCUGCGCUCCGCCUCCUCAGGGUCCCGCGAUGUGCAGACGCUGGUGCACGAGAUUGCCCUGAUGAUCGGCUAUGAGGCUCUGGGUGCGACUCUGACCGCGCAGCCCGGCCCCAACGACUCCUCCCCCCUCGGCUACCCCUACCCCACAACCACCACCACCCCGGCCCCAACCGCCAUCUCGCUCGUCCCCAUCCUGCGCUCCGGCCUCUCCAUGGUCGCCGCCCUCUCCUCACUCCUCCCCGCCCCCGUCCCCGUCCACCACCUCGGUCUCUACCGCGAGAAAACCACCCUGCAGCCCGUCGAAUACUACAACAACCUCCCCUACCACGCGGCACCCUCGGCCUCCAACACGGCCCCCGGCCCCGCCGACCUCGCCAUCGUCGUCGACCCGGUCAUCGCCACGGGCGCGACCGCGGCCGCUGCCAUCGAGACGCUGCGCGAGCACGGCGUGAAGCGCGUCCUGCUGAUUGCGGUGCUGGCGACAAGGGACGGGCUGGCGCGCGCGUGUGGCGAGUGGGAGGGCGUCGAGGUGUGGGUUGGUGGGUGCGACGAGGGGAUUGACGAGCGGGGGAUGAUUAAGCCUGGGUUGGGCGAUAUCGGGGAUCGGUUGUUUGGGACGAUUGGGAAAUAGGGGUCUAGAUGUGUAGACGUGUAGACUUUAUCAAAACUUGAACAUGACUGGAGUUGACAUGCAGGCGUUGUGCUAUUUGUUUGUGCUCGUGCGCUGUAUACAGACACACCUAUACACCUAUA
Boeremia exigua is the source of this 1050-nucleotide messenger RNA. RefSeq names its product uracil phosphoribosyltransferase-domain-containing protein. The record is from RefSeq and is a predicted model, not a curated record. The coding region runs from base 236 to 928 and encodes 230 amino acids. NCBI's taxonomy places the organism in Eukaryota, Fungi, Ascomycota, Dothideomycetes, Pleosporales, Didymellaceae. The transcript has 2 exons.